Messenger RNA from Penicillium mononematosum, 543 nucleotides. RefSeq lists its product as uncharacterized. Lineage: Eukaryota; Fungi; Ascomycota; Eurotiomycetes; Eurotiales; Aspergillaceae. The record is from RefSeq and is a predicted model, not a curated record. The transcript is spliced from 2 exons. The coding region runs from base 1 to 543 and encodes 180 amino acids.
AUGGAUAAGAUUCUCCCUGGUAUUGUCCAGCCACAGAAGACAGCUCCAGACGAGGAUCUGAACGCGAAAGACAGCGGUAGCCCUAUCAUCUCAGAUGUCCUACCCAAGACCAAGGGCAUCAAUAUCUUUGCGCGGUUGACCCGUGACUUUGAGCCAGUCGCCAAUCGCCUUAACGAUGCAUCGAAGAAUAUUACAGUUCUAGCACCACGCAACAGUGCAAUUCAAGCUCUUCCCCGGAAGCCCUGGGAGAAUCCAGAGGACUACAAGAAAUUCGGAGAGGUAAAUGCAUAUGAGGGGCAGGAUGGGCAAGAUCGGGCAAAGCGCAAUCUGCAGCGAUUUGUGGAGGCACAUCUCAUCCCUGCUAGUCCCUGGAGAGUUGGGGAAGAGGUUGAGACACUUGCAGGGGAGAAGUUGAAAUGGACGAAGGAGGGCGAUAAGAUUUUUAUCCAACCUGGCAACAUUGAAGUUAAUUCAGUUGCGGAGAAGGUCCAUAAUGGGGAAGUCUGGGUCUUGAAUGAUGUUAUUAAUUACCGUCAAGGGUGA